AGGGCCAAAUUUUCUUAGAUGAUUAGGGGCUGUCGAAUCCGGGAUGGCUGUCUUGUUGCUUCUGCUGUUGGGUGGUUUAUGGAGCGCCGUGGGAGCGUCCGAUAUGGCUGUCGUUACUUGUGGCUCCGUGGUGAAGCUACUCAAUACGCGCCAUAAUGUCCGACUGCACUCUCACGACGUGCGCUAUGGGUCAGGUAGUGGGCAGCAGUCAGUGACAGGUGUAACCUCUGUGGAUGACAGCAACAGUUACUGGAGAAUACGGGGGAAGACUGCCACAGUGUGUGAAAGGGGGACUCCCAUCAAGUGUGGCCAGCCCAUCCGGCUGACACACAUCAACACUGGCCGAAACCUCCACAGCCACCAUUUCACUUCACCUCUUUCUGGAAACCAGGAGGUGAGUGCCUUUGGGGAGGAAGGUGAAGGCGACUAUCUGGAUGACUGGACAGUGCUCUGUAAUGGACCUUACUGGGUAAGAGAUGGUGAAGUGAGAUUCAAACAUUCUUCCACCGAAGUACUCCUGUCUGUCACAGGAGAACAAUAUGGUCGACCUAUAAGUGGACAAAAAGAGGUGCAUGGUAUGGCCCAGCCAAGUCAGAACAACUACUGGAAGGCCAUGGAAGGCAUCUUUAUGAAGCCCAGUGAGUUGUUGAAGGCAGAAGUCCAUCAUGCGGAGCUGUGACUCUUAGCCCUCUGAGCCACUGUCACCACACAGUGUUUGUAGACAUCUGAUGCUGCUUUACCCUGGGAACCCUGCUCCAGGUUCUGAGCAGUGGCUUAGGCCCCACUGAGAUGAAGAAGCACCGUAGAAAACAGUGGCUGCUUUUGGACCUGCAGCCCUUCACACUUGAAUUGUUGAUCUCCCAGAAUUAGUGAGGACCUGUUUAUGAAGGUAGAGAGCCUUUUCAUUCAUACUGAUAAGAGAAACUGAGGAACUUCCCUCUUAGCUGGGAAAUUUUACUCUUCAGGCAUCAUGGAUUGUUAACUUGUUUGAUUUCCCCUUAUUUUUCUUUUUCCAAAAUAAUAAAUAAAAAAACACAAAGAGAA
Molecule: messenger RNA, 1044 nt
Organism: Mesocricetus auratus (golden hamster)
Lineage: Eukaryota; Metazoa; Chordata; Mammalia; Rodentia; Cricetidae
Gene: Sdf2
Product: stromal cell derived factor 2
Exons: 3
Coding region: 44-679 (211 amino acids)
Source: RefSeq, a predicted model, not a curated record